AGAAGAGGUCAGCUGACUCAAGCUAGUCAGUGUAGCAGCAGCUGGAAAGCAGCAGUAUCGUUUAUUCUGCAGAAGAAAAUAAAUAACAAUAAUAUAUGAAUAAGAGUGUUGUCAGGCAGAUUUUAAUAUUUAGCGAUCUUGUAGUUGCCUCUCUGCACAGAUUAAAGGUAUAACAGUAUGAAAGGUUUAUACUGCCGAGCUGGUGUGAGUGAUGCUGAGCCCAAGUUCGUUAUUCAGGAAACGAGUCUUCCAGAGGUUUUAGGCAGCCAUCUGGUCAGGGUUCAGGUAAAGGCAUGUGGACUCAGCCCACUGGACCUCGAGCUGCUUGGCGACGUGGGGGUCCAGAGAGAUUUCAUCCCUGUUGGCAGAGAGGUGGCCGGGGUCGUCCUGCAAGUGGGCGACAAUGUGUCUUUCUUCCAGCCGGAGGAUGAGGUCGUAGGUAUCCUGCCUCUGGACUCUCCCUGCUCUGGACUCUGUGAUGUCAUUGACAUAGAUGAACACUAUUUAGUUCAGAAGCCAGAGAAGCUCAGCUCGGUGUGUGUUGCGGGAGCGCUGCGUGACGGCCUCUGUGCUUACACUGCUCUACACACACAUGCUCGCAUGGCAGCCGGACACACACUCCUGGUCAUGGACGGAGCCAGCUCUUUUGGCCUUAUGUGCAUCCAGUUGGCUUGUUACCACGGAGUCAAGGUUCUGACGACGUCACACUCGCCGCAGAAACACACAUUUCUGGAGCAACUUCGGCCCAGCGUAGGUGUUCAGGAUCCUUUAGUAGCCAAGGUUAUUCCAGUGUAUAACGAGUCAUCAGACCUGCUGCCAGUGGUUUUGGAGGAGACAGGAGGACUGGGAGUGGAUAUAGUCAUAGACUCUGGAGUGCGUCUGCAAGAGGAGAAGGAGUCAGAGGAGAUGAAGCUCCUCCCACACAAACAUGACAUCAUCAGUGUGCUGGGAGUGGGGGGGCACUGGGUCACGUCCCACAAAGACCUGCAGUUGGAUCCUCCAGAUUGCAGAUUACUGUACUUAAAAUCGGCCUCUGUGACUUUCCUCAACCACGAAGUCUGGACGGCUUCAUCAGCUCAGCAAGGAAGAUACCUCCAUAUUCUGAAGGACAUUGUGGAGAAGAUGUCAGCUGGAGUACUCAGACCUCAGCCUGAGGAGCCAGUCCCGCUCUAUGAAGCCACAGUCGCCAUGGAGACUGUCCAGCGUCACCAGAAGAAAAAGGCGGUUGUUCUACUCUGACCAGAACGCACUCAGACAUUCGUCUGGGGUCACUUCCCUCUGCAGUUCAACUUAAUUAGCAAGCUUUAAUAUAGCAAGUGAACAAUUACAAACAGUCAUUGUUUUUACUUGUUAAAUGUUUUUAGGGGCCUGAAAGCUAUCGCAGCAUGCAUCAGCUGGAACAUCAUGAUGAACCUGUCGCCUUUCUGGGCUAACACUCAGAAAAACACACUCAUGUUAACAGCCCACAUUAAAGCCUGUCUGCUCAUUGUUUGUUACUUGGUUUCUUUGAGAAUCCACAAUGAUUCAUUUGACUCAAUAAAUAGAUAUUUUAUCAGAAAAA
Siniperca chuatsi (mandarin fish) is the source of this 1561-nucleotide messenger RNA. RefSeq names its product crystallin, zeta (quinone reductase)-like 1 (gene cryzl1). The transcript has 13 exons. The coding region runs from base 178 to 1239 and encodes 353 amino acids. Lineage: Eukaryota; Metazoa; Chordata; Actinopteri; Centrarchiformes; Sinipercidae. Gene Ontology annotation, molecular function: oxidoreductase activity. The record is from RefSeq and is a predicted model, not a curated record.